ACAUGCUGAUGGGGCAGCAAAUCAGAAGCUGGGAAAUGUAAUCUUGCGGUGGGGUGGUCCAAGCGCCGGCAGCUCCAAAAUGUCAACUCCCAUGACCCAAAGCUCCAGGGAUAUCGAGACGACGUCAAGCGCCACCGGGGAGCUCUGUCAACCUCGCCUCCGCCACCCCACUCUCAAUACUUCUGCUGUCGGUGUCCCGACCGCACUUUUUGCAGCAGCGUGCAGGCCCAAUUGACCUGAUCGCCAGUCUCCUUUCGAUACCAGCCUCUUAGUCGUCCCGCGACGGUCUCUCGAAGCACCAAAAGUCCCUCCCAGCUUGCCAACACCCCUCGAACCCAGCGACCGAAUCGACGUUGACACCAUGCUUCCCAACACCACCAUUGCGGCCCGCCCUCUGGUGCGCGCAGUUCGCGCCGUCGCCCCCUCUUCCACAGUCAUCUCUCAGGCUGUCGCCAGGAGAACGUAUGCGACACCGGCUGGGCCCCCGCCCAAGAACUUCCGUCUGCCGCCCCCCAAGACGUGGGAACAGGAGUCCGAGAGCACCUUUGACAAGCUUGGAAAGUACUUUUUGAUGACGGAGAUGAUGAGGGGGAUGUACGUGCUCAUGGAGCAGUUCUUCAGGCCACCGUACACGAUCUACUACCCAUUCGAAAAGGGCCCCAUUUCUCCCCGUUUCCGCGGUGAGCACGCUCUCCGGAGAUACCCCUCGGGUGAGGAGCGUUGCAUUGCCUGCAAGCUUUGCGAGGCUGUCUGCCCAGCGCAAGCCAUCACCAUCGAAGCUGAGGAGCGUGCGGACGGUUCCCGCCGCACCACCCGCUACGACAUUGACAUGACCAAGUGCAUUUACUGCGGUUUCUGCCAGGAGUCUUGCCCUGUCGACGCCAUUGUCGAGUCUCCCAAUGCCGAGUACGCCACCGAGACCCGCGAGGAGCUGCUUUACAACAAGGAGAAAUUGCUUUCCAACGGAGACAAGUGGGAGCCGGAGCUGGCUGCGGCUAUCAGGGCGGACUCUCCCUACCGGUAAAGAUGCGUGUAGAGGAAAUCAAGGGGCUCUUGCGGAUGGUUAGAUGUUGGCUCAGAAGAGCUGUAAAUAGUGUUAUACAUAUGUCCCACCACCCAAAAGUUAUGUUUUUUGUCCCGUGC
Messenger RNA from Podospora bellae-mahoneyi, 1143 nucleotides. It is a transcript of the gene NdufS8, whose product is annotated as ndufs8, ubiquinone oxidoreductase 23 kd subunit. Gene Ontology annotation, biological process: mitochondrial electron transport, NADH to ubiquinone; mitochondrial respiratory chain complex I assembly. Gene Ontology annotation, molecular function: NADH dehydrogenase activity; 4 iron, 4 sulfur cluster binding. The transcript has 4 exons. Lineage: Eukaryota; Fungi; Ascomycota; Sordariomycetes; Sordariales; Podosporaceae. The coding region runs from base 362 to 1024 and encodes 220 amino acids. The record is from RefSeq and is a predicted model, not a curated record. Gene Ontology annotation, cellular component: membrane.